UUGGGCUGUGCGGUUUGCCUUGCCUUACUUGAUGAACAAGACAUCCCAUGCUGCAUACUCAACUAAGUUACAGUAGAAGUAGAAGUAGAAGUACUCUUUAAGUGUAUAUUUGGGGGGGGGGGGGGCACUAAUUAAUUGCUAUUGAUCCAUCCCUAUGUCAUAUGAUCUAACCUUGCCCUUAUGCCUAUCUAUGCCUAUACAUUUAUAAUAAUAUCAGCAUCAUGAUUAUAACUUCAUAAGUUAAUUAAUUUUUAAAUUAAAUAUUAAACUUAUUACUUAUUAACUACCAGAUAAAUAUAGAGUAGAGUGGUCAUUCAAACAAAUUCUUCUAAGGCCAAGGCAGAACUCCAGAACCAGUGUGCCAUGGGCUGCCACACUGAUGUGCCAUGACAUGAGAUGCUAGGGCUAAGUGUGCAUUGAGAUGCUAGGUGUGCCAUAACAUAUUCAUAUUGACUCCAAGACUAAGAGUAGGAAAAGCACAACCUUUGUGGUGGUGGUAUUUUAUGGUUGAUAAGUCAAAAUGAUACACAAGUGUGUUGAUAAAACCAUGACAAAUCUUUUGCUGAUACCAAACUCAAACAGGCAAACUUUGGCAGUCAUACAUCACAGAAUAUGUGAAUAAAGGUCUUAUACUUAUACUGCUAGCUAAACUGAUUCAUCAUCUACAAUCAAAAUCAUUAGGUCUAACAAAACUAAGCAAAUUUUCAGUUAAAAUCUUUGCAGCUGCAAAAAUGAGAGUAUCUUUUACCUACAGUUUCCUAAGUUAUUUACAUUAAAAAUUAAUUUGCACGUCAGAAAAAAAUUUAUAGUGGUGAAACUUUCAUGCUACCAGUUUGUAUGAAAAUCAUUAGAUUGUCACCACUUCAUGCUACCAGUUUGUAUGAAAAUCAUUAGAUUGUCACCACAACCAAGACAUACAGGAAAAAACAAGCCACUAUUUCAGCAUAGCUUGGACUCAACAUAAAUAGAAAGAAAAAUAAAGGUUUUGAAGAUAAACACAUCCAACCAAGAAUAUAUCGCCUUGGCAGAAAAUGCACUGGAAGAGGUGAAGGCUACUUACGUGGGCAGCACCAUAGACAUAAAUUAAAUGGGGGAUCAGAAGCAGAUGUUAGGGCUAGAAAAGGAAAGGUUAGGUCAGCAUUCAUGCUGUUAAAGAAAAUAUGGGAAUCAAACAAGCUGACUCUGCAAUCUUAAGUUAGAAUCUAAAAAAAAAAUGUCAAAUCAGUCUUACCAGACUACUCUGUUGAGACAGGACUUUGAGAAGAUCAGUGAGCAUCUAGUAGAAAGUACGGAACUCCACAAUCACUUGCCUUAAAAAGAUCUUGAGCAUAAAAUGGCCAAUCAUCAUCAAAACACCUUCUGGAGAGGACAUACCCUGAACAUCUUGCUGAUGACAUCUCAAUGAAAAGAUGGAGGAGAAAUGGGCACACUCUCCGCAAACGGCCAGGAAACAUCACUAGACAAUCCCUAACAUGGAACCCACAGGAGAAAAGGAAGAGAGGAAAGCCAAAGAAUACUUGGAUACACGAGUUAGAGGCAGACAAAAAAAAUAUGGGAUACACCUACAAGGAAAUAAAGGACAGAGAUGAGAGCAAAACUCCUAUAGAUAGCGUAUGCCUCAGGCAGGGUAGAAAGCUUUUUAAAAAAGUUUUUAAGAAAAAAUUAUUGGUCAUGAUAAUUUAAAGAUGAUCGUGACUUUGAGAUGCUUAUCAGAUUAUAAGCUUAGGUCUGCCUUUGAGCCAUUUUCCUCUGGGGUUUUGUUGAUGCACCCUCUUCACUCUUAUGUCAUUUGUUGUUUUUUUCAUGCAUUUCAUAGUGCUACAAUUAAAAUGGACUAUUUGGUGUAUCAGGUUUUGCUAGGAGUCUUAAUUAAGGAAGUUCAAUCAAAAAUGAUAUAAUAUCAUUCAUCCUUCAGUUCUGUGUUCUGAGCAGUGAUUUAGUUGAAGUGAUGGCAACAGUCAUGAAACUUAUACAUUUCAUAUGAAGCAAUUUGUCGUUGCAGCAUGGUCUUUAUUAAAGUUUCAUAGAUGAUUCAAGUGCAGAACACUGUGAUUUGCGCGUGGAUUACCCCUGACUUAAUGGGCUUAAUAUUUUGCUACAAGGUAAAAUCAAGAUUUGUCAUGGAGCUUCAACAGAAAUGGAAUUCUCUUCAGAACAAACUUGCACCAUUUGCAUUUUGCAAAGAAAAAUUAUCAGAUGAGUUUUUAAGCCAAUGUAAAGAUUUUUUAGGACUCCCAGGAACGUUUAUUUUAGUUACAGAUCUGUUUAUUUUCCUGCCUAAUUGUAAUUGGAUAGUUGCUGCUGUGGCUUCCUUUCGCACAUUUAGUCCAGCUGCUCUUCUGCUUGAAACAGCAUGUUAUUUGCAGAUUAACAGCAUCCAAAUAUCGGAGGGGGGGGACGGACUAACAGUUAAAGUCUUGUCCAUGUUCGGCUCAACUAAUAUAUUAAACAGCGUUUUCAACAGUGAACAUCAAGGCAAAGUUUUUCCGUUUAAUCACAGAUAAACAUAUUGAAAACUCAAUCUGAGUAGCUUUGAUACUCACCAGAUGACCAGACCAUUUUGAGUACCGGUACAGUAGUAAAAGUCAGUUUCAUUUCUUACACUGACAGUUUUCAGCAGCCAAGGAAAGCAAAUUUGAAUACUGCUUUCCUUUUAAUAAAGUUAGUGAACUAAAAAAUUAUUGAAAUUCAAUACUACAAUAAAGUUAAGUUCACUGUAAUUCACUACUAACAUUCUCUAACAAAUAAAUAACUUUAUUUAAAAAAAGUUGAUAUAUUAAAUAGUCACCUUAACCUUACUUUGAAUUUAUGAUAACAUGACCUAUGAAUGCUAUGGCCAUAGUAAUUUAGGCGUAAGUCAACAUGGGGAAUGUCCUGUACAGUGGUUGUGCCCCCAGAACAUGUUCAAUCCAAAAAUCUGGCCUUUGGGCCGAAAAGUUUGUGUACCCCUGGUCCAGAGGCUGUGGUGGGUUUGAAUUGGAUAACUUUAACAUUGAUCACAUUAACAAAGAAAAAAAUAAUAAAACCUUAUGAUUUAGCAAAAUAAGCUCCCACAGUCCUUCUGAUGUAAAGUCAUUUUGUUAAAUGAUAUAAUAACAGUGGCCAGGGGUGAACUGUCAAAAGCACAUCACUAAAACACAUAAUCUUCAAGAGUGCCUUUCAAAGCAGUUUCCCCCUUUGCCCCACCCGCCCAGGUUUGCCACUGUAUUUAAAAAAAACCCAUUAAAUUCUGCAGCCUUUGUAAUUUUUAAAAUUAUUUUUUUUUAAUGCAAUUUUCUGAGCCACACUUCAAGUGACUUUAAAAAUUUAAUUUCAGAUUGCUUAAAAGAAUGGCGGUUGAUACUGCAACUGCAGAUCCUAAAAAUACAUUCAAGAUCUUGAUAGCCUCAGAUAUUCACCUAGGUUAUAUGGAAAAUGAUCCUAUCAGGGGAAGUGACUCAUUAGUUACCUUUGAGGAAAUAUUGUCAAUUGCUCGGGAAAAAAAGGUUGAUUUUAUUUUGCACGGUGGGGAUUUAUUUCAUGAAAACAAACCAUCACGAAUAACAUUACAUGGAUGCCUAGCCCUGCUUCGUGAGUACUGCAUGGGCGAUAAACCUGUUCACUUUGAAUAUCUCAGUGACCAGUCUGUGGACUUUAAACACUGUAAAUUCCCUACAGUAAAUUACGAAGAUCCCAACUUUAAUGUUUCCAUUCCAUUAUUUUCUAUUCAUGGAAAUCAUGAUGACCCAACAGGACCUGGAAACUUGUGUUCUUUGGACUUAUUACAUACAGCUGGACUUGUAAACUAUUUUGGCAAAGCCUUAUCAUUAGACAAAAUACAAAUCUCUCCAUUGCUCCUUGAGAAAGGAGGAACAAGACUUGCCUUGUAUGGGCUGGGCUCAAUCAGAGAUGAACGCUUACACAGAAUGUUUCUUAAAAAGGUAUUAUACUAUAAUUUAUACGUAUUCAGUUAUAGCUGGUUUUUAUAAAACUUUUAGCAUGAUUUUCUUGAAUGCAAUAAACUUGUUAACUUAUUUUGAUAUAUAAUAGCUUUGCUUUGACCAAUAUACUCUAUUAUAUCUGGCUAAUUCAUUUUAUCAAAUUAUGACAACAUAAUUAUGAAAAUUUAUUGAAGAAUUUGAAUUAAGUUCAGGCUCUAGUAAUAAAGAAGACACCAUUUAACAAAUGUCUCUUAAGUUAUGGAUUGUAGUUUUAAAAACUUUUUACUUUCACAAGAUACGAAGUAAUGUGAUGUAGGAAAUUUCUUUUUAUGUAUUUUGCAUUUUAAAAUACAUGAAAGUUCCAUGGUCAUGUUUAACAAAAUUAAUGCACCAUUCACAUAACAAGGAUUUUCUUACACGUUUGCUUUUAUAUUUAAACUUUUAAGUACUUGAGAAUACUAAGUUUCGAAUUAUUCAUUUUUUUUUUGGAUAAGUAACAAUUCUCUCCAAUUCAUUCAUUUCCUACUAAUUUUCUUUUAUUUUGACAUUGUUUACCUAACUUGAAUAUUGAUUUCACAACUAGGAUGUGUCAAUGCUCAGACCAAAAGAACAUCAAGAAAGCUGGUUCAACAUGUUUGUUCUUCAUCAGAACCGAGCUAAACAUUCACCCACUAGCUACAUACCAGAGCAGUUCCUGGAAGAUUUUCUAGACCUUGUAAUAUGGGGACAUGAACAUGAGUGUCGUUUGAAUGUCAGUGAGAAGAAAGUUGAAUGGAAUGAAAUACAGCAGCUCUUUGUUUGUCAACCAGGAAGCAGCAUUGCAACUUCUUUGAGUGAAGGUUUGAAAUCUUUGUGAUUUUUGUGUGUGUUAUUUGUGAAUUUGCGCUAGGGAAUUACAUGAUAUACACAUUAGUUUCUAAUGCUCAUCAAAACUCUAUCAAUAAUAUAUCAAUAUCUCUUCCCUGUCUAAAGAACAUUUCUGCAACUGCCUGUAAUAAAUUCGUUUUUUUCCUAUGAUGCUAUUACUAAAAAAAAAAAAAAAAGACUAUUGUCUGAAUUAAUUUUAUAUUUCAUUGUGGAAUUCACAUAAGGUGUUGAUGUCAUUAAUGUCAAUAAUUAUCAGAUUAGUGAAGCCACCUAUCUUAUUUGCACCUAUUUUGUAAUCAUUAGAAGCAAAAAUAUUUAAUUGCAUUAUUUUUUCCUUUUAAUGUUUUUCAAUUGUUUAAUAUUAAUCUAUAAGAUAAUUAUGUAAAAUUUAAUUAACAUUUCUGUUACCGGUAUUUGUUUUUAUGUUCUACUGAAGAAGGCAUUAACCAUGACAUAAAAAUGUCUAUUUGUCUUAUAAUUAGAGCUUACAUACACUGUUUUAUUUAAAAAAAUUGUUUGUAUGUGAUUGAUUUACUUUCAUUACAGUUUGCUACCCAAAUUCUUAACUUUUAAUUCUUAAUUUUAACUUUUAAUUCUUAAUUUGUUUUAAGUAAAUACUCCUAAAAACAUAGUAAAAUCUGUUAUAUUGUAAAUAAAUUCCCAGCUAUAGUUUGACAGAAUUAUAAAUUGCCUCACUGCAUUAUAUUUCACAGGAGAAAUGGUCCCUAAACAUGUUGGUCUUUUAGAAAUUAAUGGCAAAAAUUUCCGCAUGCAAUCAGUGGCCCUCAAAUCGGUGAGGCAGCUUUACAUGCAAGAUAUAGUUCUAAGUAAAUACAUAAAGUCUAGUGAACCGAAGAGCCAGCAGAAAGCUGAGGAGAUUUGUGCCGAAAAAGUGGAGGAAUUAUUAGCAAAAGCAGGUACGUUAUUUUAAUAAAGUUAGAUAGUGGAGCUUCAUAAAAUGUUUUUGAUAAAAGCAAAAUUUAGAUUAUGACACUGCAUGUUCCAAUGAUACUAUUCAUAAUGAAAUAUAAAGUUAUACAAGGGAUAUAACAUUCUCUUAUUUAAAUUAUUUAAGAAAAAGAGCACACAGGCAGUACAAAACAGCCCCGUCAACCAUUAGUGAGAUUGAGAGUUGACUACACUGGAUUUGAGCCAUUCAGCUCUCAAAGGUGAUGCUAAUAAAAAUAACAGGAGAAAGUAAAUAUGCCACAAAUAUUAUAUCACCACAAUAAAUUUUGAAAAUUAAUAAAAGUAAAUUUUUUCUCCUAUUAUUUUAGAUGGGAUUAUUGAUAUUUUUGUGAGUUAUAUAAUAAUUAUGUGUUAUUAAAAAAAAACACUUUAUAAAUCAGAGCAUAAAUAAGGCAUGUGAAUAUGUCACAUGUGAAGUAAAGGUUUAGGUUUUUUGCGGGUGUAAGCUGAUGAAAGUUUGUGGAGACCUAAAAGUAUAUCUAUAUUGAUAAUAUCAUUCCAUGGUUAAUAUUUAAAAAACAAUUUUGUUUUUGUUAUAGGUUUGGGCAGAAAUUUGUUGACAAAGUAGCCAAUCCCAAAAUGCUUCUUCAAUUUUAUAGACAGAAAGUGGAAAGAUCAACAUUUAAAGAUGGUGUGUUGAAUUCAGUAAAUGUAAACAUCAUGCAAAGGAGCAUAGGACAAUAUUCUUAGUAUAUUUAUUUUAAAAAUGUGUUUUUUUGAAGUCCGGAUAGCAACAAAUGUUGGUCUAUUUAUUUUAGUAUAGUUUUUCGACUGUACUAAUAUUGAAAAUUUUCAUUAAUGUUUUUAAAGUUCUUUAAAUUAAUUCCAUAGUCAGAUCUGAAAAAUAGUUGAGCAUCAAUAUAGGAUUUAUUUCCAUUAAUUAGUCUUGAAAAAUUAUGUAGUAAAGAUGUUCAAGUGAUCCAGAAAAUAAAGGAUGUAAUUGAAAGUGAUCUAAACUUAAAUUUAGUACAGGAAAAAAAUUUUUUUAGCCACAUGGGGCUAUAUGAAAUAAUUUUUCAGAGUAAAUCUAUCCGCAAUUUUUUUUUCCCGCUAUAGAUCCUGAACUUUUUGAAAGAAUUAAAAAUGUUGCACUGGACAGCACAAGAGUCGAGGAUAUGGUAGCUAAAAUUGUGGCAGAAGGAGGGGUAAGAGUGUAAUUAGUAUCUCAUCAAAUGUGCAUGGAUUCUCCACAAAUAGAGAUGGCAUUUAGCAUGCCUUAAAAUAACUUAAUCUCUUGGUGAAUACAACUUCAGCAUAUGAUGUGGUUUCGCAAUGAGUCUUAAUUGAUUAUACCAAUGUAACCUAAACUAUGGCACAGUUAUUCAGUCUCCUCUCUCUCCACAUAGAUCUGUUGGUGAGAGACAAUUGCAUUAACAACCUCUGGGGGUAGAAGUAUCUCUUUGAGCUAUCGAAUAUAUUGCCAAAGGUUCUAAUCAACCAUUAACAUUUUUAAAAAAAAUAUUGCAAAGCUAAAUAUUUUAACCCUUCUUUAACAAUUUUUUAAAAAUCUCUCUAUUGCGUAAUUUAUUAAUUUAUAUUUUAAAAUUACAUAGCAGUUUACAUGUGUAUCAAAUGCAAAUAUGAUUUGAUAGUUGCAACACUUGGUAUUAAAAAUAGAUGAAAACCUUAACAAAAUUUGUCAGCUUGUUUGUUCAGUAGGGUUUAGAUUAGUGGUCCCCAAACUUUUUAUCGCCGCGGACCGGUCAACGUUUGAUAAUUUUACAGCGGCCCGCAGAUGGGUUGGGAGUGUUGAUUGUUUAUAUUUUGGAUUGUUUGGAUUGAUAAUUUUUAUUUAAUUGUAGUUAAACAUCCCUUCAAAGUAAAAUAAAAUUACAUCAAAAAUGAAUAUAACCUGAUUUAUCAUUUUAACUCACUAGAAAGCUAAAUCAAUGAGAACCAUGAGCUUGUUUUUAUGCAACGAGAUGGUUCCAUCUGGGGGUAAUAGGAGACAAUGACACCCGAAGUGUGUUGCUUAUGUCCAGUUUAUUCUGUUGUUUUGUUUUGGUUGCUGUCACUGCAGAAAACCCCGCUUCACACAGAUAGGAUGUCGGAAAUGGCAAUAGGGAUUUAAGUUCUGUGGUGGCAAUCCUAGGGUAUUCCAACAUUGAUAUUUUAAUUCACUAUUAAGAUACCAUAUAAAGAAGAAUUUAGUGCCCGCUGUGACUGCCCUCUCUGCCCUAUUCUCAUCGCUCUGCCCGAGGGCAACAUGGCACCCAGAGUGACGCAUAAUAUGGGGACCACUGGUUUAGAUCAUACAAAUACAAUAAAUACAUGCUUCUUUUUCUUACAGUAUCAGUUAAAGUUAUUGAGUGAGAAAGGAAUGGGGGAAGCAAUAAAAGAAUAUGUGGACAAGGAUGAAAAGGGAGCUAUAGGUGAAUUGGUAAAAUACCAGUUAAAGAAGACACAGGUAUGAGAUGUUUGAUAUUGACAUGAUGUAUUUUAAUUCAUAUUUCUUAUGCUAGUAUUUAAUAUAUGUAUAUAUAUAUAUUCACAUCAGCAUCAAGGAUUAUGGAAGAGAACACCUCAAUUAUCUGGUGUCCCCAAAUAAUGUUUAAUUUUAAACAUAUACAUAAAAUAGCUAUUUAUAUCAUCCUGGAUUACCUCUAUCUUUCCCCCGGUCAUUGCACCACUGUCAACAACUGCUUGCAGUGUAGUGGUUGAAGGGGUGUAACAGUAUAGUAUUUUGUAACUAUUGCCCACGAUCCUGUGUCAUUAGCUUAAAUAACAGAAUGAAAUUAAUACACUCACUUGCAGGGCUACUUACAUAUGCGCAACACAGCUGAAGACAGAAUUGAUGAGGAUGUUGUACGAUACAAAGAGGAAAGAAAGAGAACAUCUGGGGAGGAAGAAGAGGAAGUCAAGGCAGCCAUCAAGGUAGCUCAAACUAAGCGAGAAUCUCAGCCUAGAAAUGGGGAUGGAGACAUCUCGGACAUUGAUAAUGAUGGGGAAAGCAUGGAGACACCGCAAGCAACAAGGGGGCGAGGUCGGGGGAGAGGAAGCAGA
Lymnaea stagnalis (great pond snail) is the source of this 8759-nucleotide messenger RNA. Lineage: Eukaryota; Metazoa; Mollusca; Gastropoda; Lymnaeidae. The record is from the annotation of a GenBank genome assembly.